AUGGCGGAAGAAUCGAAUACUACACAAACCACCACAGAUGAAGAUACAAAUUCCGAACUUAUAGAUUCAAUUGUCACUUAUAGCACUGAUGCCGGCGAUAGCAGUUCAGAUUCAACUAGUCAAAGAGAUUCUUACGAUGAUUCUUCACAAAUUGAUAAUUUUCAUAAUAUAGAAGCUAACCGAGAUUCUAACAACAAUGAUAACAAUGAUGACGAUGACGAAGACGAAGAAAAUAUGGAUAAAUCCAGGGAUUCACAACCAUUCUAUAAGAAAAAACGGUUUUGGGCAAUUUGCUCUCUAGUAUCAAUCAUACUAUUAAUCAUUUUGCUUCCUAUAUUCUUUUUGGUAGUAUUCCCUUCAAUUGCCAAAAAAACAAUGGACAGAUCCACCAUCAAUGUUAAUAGUUUACUUAUAGAAGAUCCACAGGAAACAAAUUUCAAAAUGGAUCUUGCUGGCAAUGUUACCAAUGGUGGUGCUUUUCAAGUUAGAGUAGAUUUCCCAGAUCCUGUCACUGUAUAUUAUAAGGGUGGCCCUCUUGGUACAAUGAAUAUGAAUGGCGUGAAUAUUAAAAAUGGUAAUGGUCAAAUGAGCGCCAAUGAAAGUACUUUUGCAAUAUCCGACCCUAGUAACUUGAUAGCAUUCACAGCCGAUCUAUUAACUUCGGAAACUGUCGAUUGGGAGCUUAAAGGAAAGGUGAAAAUUCAACUUCAAUCUCUUCAUUUAUCAAAAACAUUGCCAUUAGACAAAAUUGUCACUCUUAAAGGUGCAAAUGGUUUUCAAGAUACAGUCAUAAAGAACCUCACCAUCACACAAAAUAAUGCAACAAAUACACUGGAUUUAUUUGUCACUGCUGUAUUACAAAAUCCUUCUCCAGUCGGUAUGGAACUUGGAAUAUUGGGACUGCAAGUUUACUACAAUUCUACAAUGGUUGCCCCUGUAACAACUGAUAGCUUCACCUUAGUUCCCGGUGAAAAUACAAUCAAUAUGAGAGGAAGCGUCACACCUCCUCAAACUGACAAUGACAAAGCUAAUAUUGCAGGGUUUGUAACAUCUUAUAUACAGGGACAAGGUGGUUCUGCAUUGGCUAAAGGUGUUUCAGCAACACCUAGUUCAGGUGCUCCUGUCAGUUGGUUGAAUACUAUUGUACAAGGGUUACAACUCAAUGCUAAAUUAGCCUCAGCUCAACCAUUUAAAGUUAUUACCGGUGUUGAUUUUGGCCAAAUGAAAUUGGUAUUCACCAAUGAUAGUGCUUAUGCUCCAAUAGCUUCUUCAAACGGAACUAUAGCUGAUUACGUACUACCCUUUGACAUCAGUUUACAAGUAACAGAAGUUUCACAAGAUAUCAAAAUUUUCACUCAAGAUCAAUUAGAAAUUGCUUCACUAACAAGCGGUUUUGGACCAGCAACAAAUGAUGCUAGUAGAAUUUUUAUAGAUAUACCGGCAACUCCAUUAGCAGCAGUACAAACUGAUGCCGGUGAACAAAUAUUUCAAGAUUUUCUUAAAAAUUUAACAUUGGGCAGUGCACUUGACUUCCAAAUAGUUGGUACAUCGAAUGUCGUUGCAAAUACUGUCAUCGGAAAUUUGACGUUAACAGGAAUUCCUCUAAACACAACAACAACAUUAAAUGGUUUUCAAGGUUUUGGUGUUAAAGCACCUGUAAUUAGUAAUUUGAAUCUUAUUGGCGGUACAAAAGAUGGUUUGGUUAUGAGCCUUAAUGUAGACUUGUUCAAUCCUACAAAUUUUACUCUUGAUGCUGGUAGCGUGGACUUUGAAAUGUUCUUAGAUAAUCAAACAGUUGGCUUUGCACAUGUUGCUGAUUUAUUACUCACUCCUGGUGAUAGUAAUUUGACUGUGACGGCAACACUUGAUCCAAAGAAUAAUCCAAGUGCUCAAGAAAUUUUAAAUUCUUUCCUUAAUGGUACUCAAGCAACCAUAGAAAUUGGUGGUUAUGAAGGUUCAACAACAAUUUCAAGUUUGACAAGCGCUCUUACUUCUCUAAGAAUAUCCAGCGCAUUACCACCAUUAACUACCAAAUUAUUAGGGAAAACAUCAUUAGGAAUUUUACCUGACACUGCUAAAAAUGGUAUUGCUAAAGCUUCUGUCGAUCUCAUAAAUCCUUUCGCAGCCGACCUUUCUAUUUCAGCGAUCCAAUCAACAUUAGGAUUUCACGGAAAACAAUUGGCCACUAUGAACAUAAAUAAUUUACCAACUCCAAUAGUUGCUGCUGGAAAUAAAACUACUGAAAUUGCCGGUUUACCGGUAACAUUAAAUAUCGAUCCAAUAUUUUUAUUCAACGUUAUGCGUACAUCUGCUGAAGAAGCCGGCCUAGAUUUAACUCCAAUUGAUGUUUUAUUGACACUUGGUGGAAUUACUGGUGUUGAAGGUUUUAAACCAAUCGACCUUAAAAGUGUUGAUCCAUCGAUUUUUAAAAAUUUUAAUAUGAUUGAUUAUGCCAAGCAAGCACUUAAUGCGAUGACUGUUGAUGUCAACAUGAAAUCCACCAUAACAGUGGGAGAAUAUACAUUUGAGAUGUCAUAUGUUCAAUUCGGUGUAGCUACUUCAACUGAUGACUCAAUCUCUCUCCUGAUCUCUGCUCUUUCAACACCAAUUGUACAAAAAGUUGUUGAUGGUUCAAAUAUCAGCUUCAGCAAAAUCUUUAUUGAAAAUCCAAGCGAAACUGCAUUUAGCGCUGAUAUCUCCGGCGAAAUUGAUGAUUCUGGACCUUUUGAUGCUACUAUUUCAUUCGGAAAUGGUGCAAUCUUAUCUUCCAAUAACGCAGAAUUCGGUAAAAUGGCUUUACCUGAUAUCAAAGCAGCCGAUGGUAAAGCUAUUCUUAAUAUACAACAAUCACCAUUUCAGAUUACAAAUGCUCAAGCUUUAGCUGGCUUUACCGACCAAAUUUUGACUAGCAAGAGUGCAAGUUGGACAAUGACUGCAAAUAAUAUUACUGUCAGUGCAUUAGAUUUAUCAAUACCAAAUAUUAGUCUUUCUAAAACUAUUGAUUUGGCUGGCGCAAAUGGUUUCCUCAACGAUAUUGAAGUUGUUAGCUUCUCACUACCUGGUGUUACACCUGAAGGCGGAAUGGCGGUAAGUGUCCAAGUAAAUUUAAAAAAUGAAGCAGUAGUCGGUGUAGAUCUUGGAACUGUAAAUUUCAAUAUGUUUUUCGAAGGAACAUUUAUUGGACCCAUAGCGGCCACAAAUGCAACAUUUUUACCUAGUACUACUGUACCUUUGACUCUUAAUGGUCAAAUUCUUCCUCCAACAUCUCCAGAAACCUCAGCAGCAUUAGAAAAACUUUUCAAGCUUUUCCUUGCCGGUGAACCUGUACCAUUCCAAAAUGUUGGUGACUCUGUCGUGACAAAAAAUGGCCCGGUUAGCUGGUUGAAUGAACCAAUCAAGAAAAUCAGUGUUACUCUUCCAAUCCAAGGUCCUAAACUAACUGAUGAAAGUGUUUUAACUCUUGACACAGCACUUAUUACUCAAAUCACAGCCAGUAGUUUUAAUGUCAAAAUGGCUGGUGAAAUCGCAAAGACUGGUCCUUUUGCUGCAACACUCAAUUAUCCAGAUGGUGUUGAUGUUUUAUAUGAUGGAGGUGUGAUUGGUAAUACUAAAAUGGAACCUAUUAGCGUACAACCAAACGUCACAGCUAAAAUAGAUCAAGUUGCUUUUUUCACAGUCAAAGAUAUAACUGGACUAGCUAAAUUCACUGGUGAUUUAUUGAAACAACCAUCUGUAAGUUGGGAACUUAAAACUGAUAAUAUGGUGAUUGAAGUUGGCAAAGUCCCUAUCGCAGGUAUACCAUUUGAUAAGACGGUUCCUUUGAUAGGAUUUAAUGGAUUAAAAGAUGGAAUUAAGAUAAACAAUAUCGUUUAUGGAAAAGGGGGCGACGGCAAAGGACUGCCUUUUACUAUCGACAGUACAUUGAUAAAUCCUUCAAAUGUUGGAAUCGAGUUGGGAACUAUAGUAUUUGACACGUCCGUAGAAGAUACACCUGUAUCACCAAUUACCGGCAACAAUGUUUUACUUGCACCAAAAGCCAACACCAAUAUUACUUUUACUGGUGAAAUAACAGAUUUCUCAGUAAUUGAAAAAAUAUUUGAAAUAAUAAGUAGUGGUAAACAACCAUUGUUGAAAAUAGCUGGUAAAUCAGUCGAUCCACCAAAUGCUGGCGGCCCAGUACCAUGGUUACAAAUACCAUUUUCUCAACUUUCACUUGAACUACCAUUCCCUCUUUCAGGUCUUCCUCCUAGUGGAAAUCAAACUGCUGGGCUCAACAGUCUUACACUCAAUUUUGAUGCAAAAAGUUUUGCUGCAGACAAAAGCUCCACGAUAAGUGCAUCGGUAACCAACCAAUUUCCAGUAGAUAUUGUCGUCCAUGGUGUUGAAGCAACAGCAAAUAUCGGAGGGAAUAAUUUAGGGUCAAUUAGUGUAUCGGAUCUUCCAAAAGAGCCUACUAUUAAAGCAGGUGAAACAACAGAACUAACGAUGCCAUUUUCUUUUGGAGCUGGAGCAGAUCUUGUUGGAAUGCAAAAAUUAGCUUCACAACCUGCCGAUUCUCUCGCUUUUGAUAUUACAUUAACCGCGAAGGUAUCAAUUGGUAAUUACCCUACAAGUCUUGAUUUUAAACAAAGCGCAGUUCCAUUGAAAAUUGCAGGAACGUCAGAUUUGUUUAAAUCACCUUCAAAUACUGCUACACCAACUGCAAAAGAUAAUACAAAUAAUUUGAUUGCUCGCACAAAAGGUCUUCCACCACCACCACUAGUAAACAUUGACACUAAAGGUCUUCCACCACCACCACUAGUAAACAUUGACACUAAAGGUCUUCCACCACCACCACCAGUAAACAUUGACACUAAAGGUCUUCCACCACCACCACUAGUAAACAUUGACACUAAAGGUCUUCCACCACCACCUGUAAAAAGAUUCAGACGAAGUGUGGCAUAUUAA
Molecule: messenger RNA, 4947 nt
Organism: Entrophospora candida
Lineage: Eukaryota; Fungi; Glomeromycota; Glomeromycetes; Entrophosporales; Entrophosporaceae
Source: the annotation of a GenBank genome assembly